AUGUUGGACGAUUCAAAGGGGUGGAAUGUCGCUAGUCAAAAAGAAAUGGAGGAGUACACGGCCACCACUUUCAUCGCUAAGGCUCGUUUCGAACUGGUCAAAUCGGCUCCGGACCUUGGCCAAUCUGCUGAAAAGAUUUGGUUGGCUGCGGCCUGCGCCGUUAAGGAACUCUAUCUCUCUUGUGGUGACACGAUUUGCGAAGCGGUUGCUGGGAUAAAGUGCAGGAGCUGCGCCGAGACGUCUAUGGCUUUGGCCAAUUUCAUGAGAGGGAAUAUGCGCAGAUCAUCUCAGAUGUUGAAAUACCUUGGAAGUCAAUGGAAGUACAAUAGCGAGACCCAAUUGUGCUACAAGGAGCAGCAAUUUCGGACAUCCGGCCUCGUUUCGGUUGAAUUUGGCUUUGAGGUUCAUCUUGGAAUUUCC
Messenger RNA from Mesorhabditis belari, 420 nucleotides. Lineage: Eukaryota; Metazoa; Nematoda; Chromadorea; Rhabditida; Rhabditidae. The record is from the annotation of a GenBank genome assembly.